This is a messenger RNA of Colletotrichum chrysophilum, 1689 nucleotides long. RefSeq lists its product as uncharacterized. NCBI's taxonomy places the organism in Eukaryota, Fungi, Ascomycota, Sordariomycetes, Glomerellales, Glomerellaceae. The transcript is spliced from 9 exons. Bases 1 to 1689 code for a protein of 562 amino acids. Gene Ontology annotation, biological process: transmembrane transport; carbohydrate transport. Gene Ontology annotation, molecular function: carbohydrate:proton symporter activity. Gene Ontology annotation, cellular component: membrane. The record is from RefSeq and is a predicted model, not a curated record.
AUGGGCGGCCAUUCUUCGGGCAACGCUGCCUACGAUGCGGCUCUACAAAGAAGACAAGCGCUGAUGGGCGCCAGUGGUGCCAGGGCGCUCGUGAAAAACUGGAAAGUCGCUCGCAUUGCAGCCUUCGCCUGCAUUGGAGGUGUUCUCUACGGCUACAAUCAGGGAAUGUUCUCUGGAAUUCUAGCAAUGCCAUCAUUCGAUAAGCACAUGGGCGGAUACACGAGAAACCCUACCCAGAAGGGAUGGCUGACAUCGAUCCUUGAGCUUGGAGCUUGGGUUGGCGCAGUGCUUUCGGGCUUCAUAGCCGAAGUGUGCUCACGAAAAUACGGCGUCCUGAUUGCAACCGGAGUCUUCAUCCUCGGUGUCAUUGUCCAGAUAACAUCCAUCUCGGGAGGUCACGAAUCCAUUCUUGGAGGUCGUUUCAUCACUGGAAUGGGCGUGGGCAGCUUGUCUAUGAUCGUGCCUCUGUACAACUCGGAGUGCGCACCGCCAGAGGUUCGAGGUGCCCUCGUAGCUCUUCAACAACUGGCAAUCACCUUUGGUAUCAUGAUAUCCUUCUGGAUCGAUUAUGGUUGCAACUACAUAGGCGGCACGACAGUCGAGACACAAUCCGAUGCAGCUUGGCUAGUGCCCAUUUGCUUACAACUAGGCCCGGCCGCCAUUCUUUUGGUAGGAAUGAUUUGGAUGCCAUUCUCCCCUCGUUGGCUUAUCCACCACGGCCGCGAGGAGGAAGCGCGUCGGAUUCUUGCCAACCUCCGAGACCUUCCCGAGAAUCAUGAACUUAUUGAGCUCGAGUUCCUUGAAAUCAAGGCCCAGUCUCUGUUUGAGAAGCGCAGUGUUGCGGAGCAGUUUCCUCAUUUACAGCAGCAAACGGCCUGGAAUACCUUCAAGCUUCAAUUUGUUGCCAUGAAAGCUCUGUUUACGACAAAGGCCAUGUUCAAACGUGUCAUUGUUGCCACUGUCACCAUGUUCUUCCAACAAUGGACGGGAAUCAAUGCCAUCUUCAGCCAGCUGGGCCUCAGCCAAAACACCACGAGUCUGCUUGCCACUGGCGUAGUUGGCGUGGUGAUGUUUAUCGCUACCAUUCCGGCCGUCUUGUGGAUUGACAGGGUGGGCCGAAAGCCGGUUCUUAGUAUUGGAGCAAUUGGCAUGGGCACCUGCCACAUCAUCAUCGCCGUCAUCUUGGCUAAGAACAUUGACCGCUUCCACGAGCAGCCUGCAGCUGGCUGGGCUGCUGUCUGCAUGGUCUGGCUUUUCGUAGUUCAUUUUGGAUAUUCGUGGGGUCCCUGCGCUUGGAUCAUUAUCGCUGAAGUUUGGCCCCUGAGCACUCGACCAUAUGGAGUGUCCAUUGGAGCUUCCAGCAACUGGAUGAACAACUUUAUCGUGGGCCAAGUCACUCCCGAUAUGCUCGUUGGUAUUACGUAUGGCACGUACAUCUUAUUUGGGCUGUUGACCUAUUUGGGAGCUGCCUUCAUUUGGUUCUUUGUCCCAGAGACCAAGCGACUAUCACUGGAAGAGAUGGACCUUGUCUUCGGCUCCGAGGGCACCGCUCAAGCCGACUUCGAGCGUAUGGAGGAGAUCAACAUCGAGAUUGGGCUCACUGCCGCGCUGAACCGUGGAUCUCCGACCGGCGGAUUCUCGCAUUCCGGCGACUUGGAGAAGGAGAAGCUGGGUACUGCAGCAGUCUAA